AAAUGAAAGAUUAGAAUAUAAAAACCUUCGAUAAAGCAAAAGCAGGCAAAUCAAAACACACACACUGUCCACUCUCUAGUCUAAUUCACCGAUUCUCUCUCUCUCUCUCUACACACUCGCCGGAGCCGGAGGAAUCGAAUCGAUUGAAUACAAAUUUAUUAAACCAAUUGCGAACAGACGCAAUACACUGAAUUCCUAUCUCACAAGCAGUUCACUUUUAUAGUUUCCACCUUGGAUCCAUUGAACACAAAUUUAUCAGCAAACACUCAAUACACUGAAUUCAUAUCUCACAACCAGUUCAGUUUCCUCCUUGCAUGUGUAUUUUUCACCUUAUCUCACACACGCAGAGUUCGCAUUCGUUAAUUCUCGUACAUCGAUAGGUACGCGGGGAAGCGGCUGAUUUUGUGGAUGUGAAUCACAGAAGAAAUGUCAGUUUUGGAUACGGCGUUUGUGGACACCGAGCUCUCUAACAGGACAUCGAUCUUCGGCCUGCAUCUAUGGGUGGUGAUCGGGAUAGUAAUCGGAGCAGUCAUAGUGCUCAUUCUCUUCCUCGUGUCGCUCUGCAUCACCGCCUUCCGCCGCCGCGGUAGCGCCGGCAGCAAGGGAAAAUUGCGCUUCUCGGCGAGCGAGAUGAGUCCGUCCAUAUCGAAGGAGAUACAGGUGAUCGCCCGCGACGCCGCUGAGCAACGCUCCGUCGCACCUCAGGCUGUGCCAGAGAUACAGAUAGAUAUGGGGAAGGUGGAGCACAGGGUUGUGUUUUCUGAUAGAGCGGGAUCAAGUGGCGAGAGCAAGGGCACUAGUGGGGCUGAGACAGGAUCGCGUGGUGGCAAUGGGUCGUUGCCAGAGGUGUCCCAUUUGGGAUGGGGAAGGUGGUAUACUUUGAGAGAGCUUGAGGCAGCCUGUAACAGUUUGUCUGAUGAAAAUGUGAUUGGUGAAGGUGGAUACGGCAUUGUGUAUUAUGGCGAGUUAGCUGAUAACACCCGUAUAGCUGUAAAGAAUUUGUUGAACAACAGGGGACAAGCGGAAAAAGAGUUCAAGGUUGAAGUGGAUGCAAUUGGACGUGUUAGACACAAGAAUCUUGUCAGGUUGCUCGGUUACUGUGUCGAAGGAGCCUACAGGAUGCUUGUCUAUGAAUAUGUUGAUAAUGGAAAUUUGGAGCAAUGGCUUCAUGGAGAUGUGAGAGAAGUCAGCCCUUUGACAUGGGAGAUUCGUGUGAAUAUAAUCAUUGGAACUGCUAAAGGAUUGGCUUAUCUCCAUGAAGGUCUGGAGCCAAAGGUUGUUCACCGUGACAUCAAGUCCAGCAACAUACUGCUUGAUCAUCAGUGGCAUCCUAAAUUAUCUGACUUUGGUCUAGCUAAACUUUUGAAUCCAGAGAUUUCUUACGUGACAACACGAGUGAUGGGAACAUUUGGUUAUGUUGCUCCUGAAUAUGCUUGCACUGGUAUGCUGAACGAGAAGAGUGAUGUAUAUAGCUUUGGAAUAUUGAUCAUGGAGAUCAUCACCGGUAGAUCACCGGUUGAUUAUUCCCGGCCAAAAGAAGAGGUCAAUCUGGUUGAGUGGCUGAAGAUGAUGGUUGGAAACAGGAAAUCUGAGGAAGUAGCAGAUCCCAAGUUGCCGGAACGGCCUGCCUCCAAAGCGCUGAAGCGCCUGCUCUUGGCAGCCCUUCGAUGUGUUGAUCCUGAUGCCCAGAAACGGCCCAAGAUGGGACACGUGAUACACAUGCUGGAAUCAGAAGACUUCCAUUCUCGCGAGGAGCGGCGAAUUGGGCGGAACUCUUCCAGUUCCGUAGGUGAUCGUGGCAUGAUCAAUAAACAAUGCAGUGAAGGAGAAAGCAAUAGAAGUCAUAGGUAUAGUGAGAUGGCUGUAUAAUCAAGAUGGGUGCUAUGCUACUGUUCCUCAAUAUUUUGAUCUGCUUGGUUAUUCCAUCACCAUUUUUCCUUCUCCAAUAUAUAGUUGCAUAAAUUAUUAAAUGUGGUCGAUAUAGCUAGGCUGUGUAAAGUGAACGAUUCAUUUUUUACUGUUAUAGUAAAUUAGAGGAAAUUGUUGGAAUC
Salvia splendens (bonfire salvia) is the source of this 2051-nucleotide messenger RNA. RefSeq names its product probable serine/threonine-protein kinase At1g01540. The record is from RefSeq and is a predicted model, not a curated record. The transcript is spliced from 8 exons. NCBI's taxonomy places the organism in Eukaryota, Viridiplantae, Streptophyta, Magnoliopsida, Lamiales, Lamiaceae. Gene Ontology annotation, biological process: protein phosphorylation. Gene Ontology annotation, molecular function: protein kinase activity; ATP binding. Bases 427 to 1869 code for a protein of 480 amino acids.